Schistosoma margrebowiei is the source of this 3785-nucleotide messenger RNA. NCBI's taxonomy places the organism in Eukaryota, Metazoa, Platyhelminthes, Trematoda, Strigeidida, Schistosomatidae. The record is from the annotation of a GenBank genome assembly.
ACUGUGAUAUUUCAAAUCGAAGGUCAUAGUGCGUUGCUUUCGAUGUCACGUCUAUUUACCCUUUUCCCCGUGUUGAUAUCUUGUGUGCGCCAUAGCAGAAGACCUCGAUUUAUUCGUCCAUAUCUGAAAGACUUGUAUGGUAGAAGACUUGCUCAAGGUCCAGAGAUUUAUCGACCCAGGAAAGAUUGGUUAUGCUGGAACCGUGACUCGGAAUUAUGUGCGUUUUUGUCGAGAAUUGGUGAGAAUUUAGAGAAAGACCUUAUUGAGGUCGUUCUGACAGAUCGAUCAUAUUCCUCGUUUUGGUCUUUAAAAACGGCCGAUUCAGACAGAAAAAUAACGCAAGACAACUCGGAACUCGCUGCUCUAGGAUUUUCUGUUUCGGAAAAUUUUUUAUAUGUCUUCUUGCGAUCAGUGUAUCCUCGAUUCCCUGAAGAGUGGAUUAUGACUAUCGUUCAGUAUUUGAAGUCACCUUCUGAGCUUGCUUUUAUAGCCGCUCAUUUAGGAAUUAAAGAUAUAGUAUUGUACAGUGAUCAAGUAGAUUAUUCAAGCAAUAAAAUUAUAUCAGCCCCACCGAAUCUGGAUGUUUUGACUCACGCACUUAUGGCUUUAGUCGGUGCUUUAGCAAAAGACAAGAUGGAGAGAGCACAUUUGUUUAUUCGGGAUUUCAUACUAGCAAGGCUUCCUGAUAUAGAUUUAACUGAACUGAUUUCAAUUCCUAAUCCAUUACCCCUUCUACAGGGUAUACUUCAAUCUGAAGGACGUGGCCCACCUGAAACCAGGUAAGUGGUAUGUAUUAGUUUGAAAUAAUGUUUUUCUAAAGUUUGCCCCCUUCAUCUUUAACUGUUGUGGGGAAGAAGAUAACACAAAAAUACAUUCGGAAUUCCUUUGUUUAUUUAUUUAUUUCAACACAUAGAUAAUGGUAUAAAGAGGCACCAAAUACAUAUGCGCCACACAAAUCUCAUUCGAUAUGUGUGAGGGCUGUGAUACUGCCCGGGUGCCCAAACCGAAGCAGGUGGUUUUCUUAGGGGGCCACACCCCGAGCCUUCGACCUAAAGGUCUGAUCCACAAGGCAGUGGAGCAUCGUAAGGAGAUGCAGUCCCAUGGAAGCCGGUGACCAACAAUUGGUUCAUUCGCCAUUUGUUCCCGCAGGAUACUGGAGCCCAUGUGCACCAUUGGUUUGGAAUCCGGUUAAAGCGCCGGACAUUCGCUUUUCGUCCUCUCAUUUUCGUAAACAACACCUCCGCCACGAGAAGGCAGUGAGUAGGUCUUCCCUGGCAGAGGCUAUAUACGCGUGGCCGUGUGAGAGUAUUUCGAGAGGGAGAGCGGACUCUCCCCACUCUCGGCCGUACCAGGGCAUUUGUUAAUCAAUAAAAAUCAACAUAGGACUUGACAUUAAUAUUUAAUAACUUAAGUUGUUACAUCAUAUCAACACUGUGAAAUUAAAUUUACAAAAUGUAAAUGGCUAAUUGAGUAGUCAAAACGAUAUAAUCGUGUAAAUGGUAGUCUGAAAGAUUAAACAUCGAAAACGUUGUUCAGAAAUGAAGGAAUGAAAUAAAGAGAGAGAAAAGUGCAGAAUACUAGCGAUUCCCAAGGUUUAGCAAAAAGUAAUCUAAAGAACCAAAUAUAUCUAGAGCAUUGUGACUAAUUUUUAGUUGGAUUAACUGAACUCUAUUUUAUUCGUACAUAUUUGUGAUGACAGUUUGUGUGCUCAGGGAAAGGCUUUUGGAAUUACCUAGUUGUUUAGACUGGAUUAUUUGAUAGUAAAGCAUUUAUUAAUGAUAUAUAGAGAGACAAAAAAGACUACCAUUAAACUAUCCACUUCAUAGAACACAAGGCUUCUAGUAAUUUCGCUCUCAUCCUAAUUUGUCUAAUCUAAAAUGAUAAAUUAUUUACUUUGAAAUGUAAUUCAAACAAGUUUGAAAAAAAUACUCAGAGCCUCGCUACGUAAUUUUCUUUCUUGGAAAAUUUUUGUUGAUUAGUCACAAUCUCACCUCUUGGAAUAGAAAAGUCCAAUUUUGUGUGAAAAUAACUCACUUUACAAUAUAGAAGCACACUGAAGUUAUUGGUUGAACAUAGUUUUAAAUCAUGACAUACUUCUAAUCGUAUGUAGACACAAUACUAAUAUAUAAUAACUUUGUGUAUAUGAAUGUUAUAGAUAAUCUAUUUGGUCACUUCUCCUUACAGAUUAAUUUAUCAGUCAAGUAUGAAUACUGUGCUAGCCUGUUUUGAAGUUGGUAUAUAUAGUGAUUGUCAACUUAUUGGAGAAGGUAAACAGCAUAUUCUUAACAUUUAACACAUACAGGAUGUUAAGAUUUUUAUGAUGGAUUUAUGUAACCUAAAUGAUGUGCAACUGAAUAUCUGUUCUACAUUUAUACUGGUAAAUGGUUGUUCAAGAUAUAACUCAUACUGUAAUAGCCAACAAAACAUCAAGAAUUCCGCCUGUACUUAUUGUUUGGGAUUUUGAGUUUUCGUAAGACUGUGGGAAAGUCAUGAAUCGGCUGUUAAACUAUACUCAUGGAAACCGCAGCAUGUCCAUUCACCGAUUUAUUUGUUGAUUUACUUAUGUGGCUACAAUUAAAGAAAUUAUAUUUAGACCUGGUUAUCAGUUCUUGUAAAAGUCAGGUUAGCACCAAAUCAUGGCAGAACAUACACCUUGACAACUCGAACGGAUAACCAAGUUAAACAACGAGAUUUACAAAAAUGUUGGCAGUUAUCUACCAUUACUAUCAUAAGAUUUGCGGUUUAUCUACAAACUAGACACUAUUCUAGAUAUACAAGAAGUUUUAGGCAACAAAUUCGAUGACAGAUUGUGUACCUACAUUUAAUUAGAUGUGGUACACAUGAUGUUAAUGGUAUUAAUGCUGGUUAAGGAAGAUAUCAGAGGUUAAACCAAGUUGUUGUAAUGUUAAUUUUAUAAACUUUACCGAUAUUUUGUGAUCUGCUAAUAAAUGCACAUUGUUCAAGGGUAACGAGGAAGUAGUAAAAUAAUGAAUUAAUAGUUAAGAAUCAUUGAUUGUUUAAUCAAUAGGUCCCAAAUAUGAACCCUGUUCUGUUUCUUCAGAUUUUGGCAACUGAAAUUGUACCGUCACUAGUUCUAACGAACAGGCUGCCUCAAAGUCGUUUUUACAUCACGAAUAACUUAUACUGACCACAUAAUUGUGGGUGAGCAACACCUGAAUAUAUAUUGCUAAAAUCAAUUGUAAAUUUUAUGGUGUAUGAUUUGUUCGUAUUCUGUAACUUGAGAUAAAUAACAAUCGAGUCGGCUAUUUUUUAUACGUAUGUAAUGUUAUUGGCAUAUUGUUAAGAUUGAUGUUUGUAGUGAUUAUGAAAAGUAGCCCAUGAAAUUUAUUAUCAAUUAAACCAAGUGGAUUUUAAAAAAUCUCACUUUUAUGUACACAACUAGAGAAAAGCAAAUACUCUGAAUUUCUAAAUCAGUAACAAGUUUAUACCUCGGCCUGUUUUAUAAUAAUUUGUCUAUUUUUGUUUCAAUCACUUAAGCUCCUGGUGAAACGAUAUUAAUUGCAGAAGAGGAAGCAUUACGACAAUCAAUAAGGAAUUUCUUCAAACUAACGGAUAAUCGUCCAUCUAUUCCAUUGCAUGGAAACUUAGACUUUUUGGACUUUGAAAAGUUUUCUGUACCAAAUAUUUCGCUUAAUUACUAUUUAGAAUUAGCAGUUGAUCAUGUUUAACCAGACAAAAAAAUCCCCUUUGAGGAUUGUAUACUUGUACAUAUAUAAUAGUUCUUUUUGUAAUGAAUGCAUCAAUAUACUGCUUAUUAAUCUGAA